Molecule: messenger RNA, 603 nt
Organism: Phalaenopsis equestris
Lineage: Eukaryota; Viridiplantae; Streptophyta; Magnoliopsida; Asparagales; Orchidaceae
Product: quinone oxidoreductase-like protein At1g23740, chloroplastic
Exons: 7
Coding region: 1-603 (200 amino acids)
Molecular function (GO): oxidoreductase activity, acting on the CH-CH group of donors, NAD or NADP as acceptor
Source: RefSeq, a predicted model, not a curated record
AUGAGGGGUAUUCCUCCUCGGAAUCAUGCUAUCGAUGACAAAAUGUUAGAUCGAAAUGAUGAUGUUAUGCUCAUUGAAGGAGAUAAAAGGAUAUCAGAUGCCCGCUUCGUCGAACUGGAUGGUGAACUCGUAGGGGCCAGAAGGAAAGGAGGGUAUCCCCCAUCGGCAAGGCUUCAAGGAAGUUUUUCAGUCAGAGGUGGAUCAAGUGAUGCAUGCUCAAUCGAAUCAGCUGCUGGAAUUCCUCUCGCUAUUGAGACAACAAAUGAAGGCUUGGAGAAAGCAGGCUUCUCUGCUGGUAAAUCUAUUCUUGUAUUAGGUGGGGCAGGUGGAGUUGGAUCCUUGGUGAUUCAGGAAGAUGAGCUCCAGAUAUUCAGGGAAGUCCGAGAAAGUGAUGUGUCGGUGCGGGCUACUAACCUUGCUACUCACUCGGCUGCUGGAAUUCCUCUUGCUAUUGAGACAACAAAUGAAGGCUUGGAGAAAGCAGGCUUCUAUGCUGGUAAAUCUAUUCUUGUAUUAGGCGGGGCAGGUGGAGUUGGAUCCUUGAAAGAUGAACUCCAGAUAUUCAGGGAAGUCCGAGAAAGUGAUGUCGGUGUGGGCUACUGA